CAGGAUGAAAAGCUUGAUGAACCGGAUUUCCCUAAACUCGGCAAAUGUUGCUCGAUACUUCUUAUUAUUGCACUUGCUUUCCUUAUGGCAGUGAGUAAUACGGACAACAUCAUUUAUAAAUCUGUCCGUCCCUACAUAGAAGAGGAAUUCGAAAUAACGGACUUUUAUUCGUCAGUUAUAACUCUAAUGUUUGUUGGCAGCUGUGCAACCAUGGCCCCGAUAUUAUUUUAUUUCUGGAGUACCUUCACCGGACUAAGAGUAAUAUCAGGAGUUGUCGCCGUAAUGGUCAUGUUCGGCAUUGGCAGUACUUUAGUUUCAGAGAAGUCAUUCUGGACGUUUGUGUUACUUCGAAGUCUCAUGGAAUCCGUAAAAAGCCAUUAUUUAGCUGCUGCUCCAAUGCUGGUAGCAGAACUUUUUGAUACUGACCAACGACGUAAAAUGCUGACCUUACUUUACAUUCUCAACACUAUUGGAACUUUUGCGGGGACCUUUAUUGGAACGUAUGUAGCCAGCGUAAUAGGAACCGACUGGCGUAUGGCACUGCGGGUAAGAAAAAUAUAUAUGGAGGUAUUAAAGGCUGGGGUGCUAUUAUAUAUAUACCAGUAUAAAAUCAUAUCAUUACCUUGCAAACAUGAAGGGGCAUACUUCUCAAACUUUAAUAUAGAACUCGCCACAGGUCCUGGAGACGAUUCCAUUCUCGGUAUUUACUUGUAAGAGAUUUUUUGAGGUAAAGUGAGUAAACUCUCACUUACACCCUAUAAUAAAUAUGCUUAAAAAUGCACAGGAAUGAAGAGACAGUGGCAACAUUUCACUCUGUUAAUCUGCUGGGGGCUUUAUUUCACAUUUUGAGAAAUAUAUUCUCUAUUCUCAUAUGCUGGG
Molecule: messenger RNA, 879 nt
Organism: Xenopus laevis (African clawed frog)
Lineage: Eukaryota; Metazoa; Chordata; Amphibia; Anura; Pipidae
Product: protein spinster homolog 1-like
Exons: 5
Coding region: 85-714 (209 amino acids)
Source: RefSeq, a predicted model, not a curated record